UAAUAUCAGUCUUUCCGGUCAUUAUUUUAGUGAAUCGUGCAUCAAACUCCCUGCACAGUGGAUCCAACUUCCAACCAAAACGCGCUUUGUUUACAUUCAUGCUUGUUUGACAGUUGCUCAACACACUCACACGCCGGUUGGUUAUCAAACACCUUUUUUCCGUCGCAGCGCUGCUCCCUGCAACGUGAUUUGAAUUUCGAGUGGAAAAGUGCAAAUUGAACAAAGCUCCAUGCAGUAAAAGGAGCAGUCGAAGAUGCUGAAGCUGCUCCAGUUGCUGCCGAAAACGUGCAGCCCGUUCACCACCAGAGCGCUGUACGCCGGUGCCGUCGAUGGUGGACUGUUGCGGCACGCCUUCCGUACGGACGAUGCAAACAAGGACGAUUUGCCGCUGCUGGAUGAUUCCAUCUCCGCUGCGACGGCACUGUGGAAAAAGGAAGAGCUGCUGUCGAGGCUUAAAAACCUGCUCAACUGUACCCACGAACAGUCGGAAAAGCUGUACAAAGCUAACCGGAAGGCGUUGCGCGUGUUUGCUGCAAGGUUGCUUACGGACAAUAUUGAGCUGCUGCGGGCGAAUGGGAUCGACGAUAAGUUUAUCUACGAAAAUCCGCGUGUACUUUCCACACCGACCGAUGAUUUGGCUAAAAAGCUUAAACUAUUGCGCGAACUUCCUGCGGUUGAGGAUUGCAAAAUGCUGACGCCCUUCCUAAAAGCCUCGCUAAAAGCCAUCGACCGGAUGGUUGCCGUGGCCAAGCAGGAAACGAUCCCGGGCGGAAAUCGGAUCAAUUACCUCAGCGAGCGAACGGGCACGGAGGUACCGGUUGUGAUUAAAUUCUUCGCCACCAACAUACGCGUGUACCGCAUCGCGCUGGACAAGUUCAUCGCCAAUCUGGACAUCUGUCUGGCGCACCUCGAACCGGCCCACGUGGUGCGGCACCUGUCCGUGCUGGCGUACGCCACUUCCUCGAUACGCGAGCGGCUGCAGGCGUUGAAAAACUCCCCGCUGGAGACGAUUAAACCCUGGAUGGUGCGCGUACCGGACAUUGCGCUGGGCAAAUCGUUCGAAGCGGUGAUCGAGAAGGGACGGCAGCCCGUGUUUAAAGACAGCGUCACGGGCACGUGGUUUGAGACGUACGUGCUGAAGCGAAUGGAGUCGCUGCUCGGCUGCACGGAGGAGACGAGCCGCGCGAUCUACGACAAGUGUAAAGGGUCCGUCCAUCUGGUGGACAAUAUUGAAUUUCUGCUCGAGAAGGGAGUGGUCGCGGAGGUGAUCAUACAGCACGCGCCCAUGCUGACGGCGAAGCGGGAAGAUUUGCACCAAAAGGUAGCGACGCUGGAAACGUUGCAGUGCUUGCGCAACCUGAACGACGUUGUGCCGCUGUGCGUGCUGAAGGCGUAUCAGCUCAAAAAGAUCGUUAACAAUCUAAACAACGAGCAGCUCGGGCCGGUCAACACGAACCGCAUCUACUAUUUCGCUGACAGUACCGGCUUCAAGCCGGGCGAGGUGACGGAACAGUUUGCCCGCCGCACGUUCAUGUUUCGCAUCCCGAAGGAUAGCUUUCUCGCCAACCUGAAACUAUUUCUCGAGCACAUGAACCGGGAGGACAUUCUGGCGGACCUGUGGGCGUUCAAGUAUUCGCCCGGCAUCGUGGCGGAGAGGAUUGCCCGCGCGAAGGAGGUGCGCGGCAAGAAACUGAUGCCCUGGAUGGUACGGUGCCCGGACGUGGUGCUGGAGAAGUCGCUCCAGCUGACGAAGGAGAGCGGUGCGCUGCUGGGCGAGAACGAAACGAUCGUGGAGUAUUUCUGCAAGCGGCUAGGGUUCGAUCGGGAGGUGGCGAACUCGAUUUUCAUAAAGGCGCCGUCCGUGCGGAACGUGCGCAUCACGAAGGUGAAGAAGGUGAUCGACUAUCUGCUGGACGAGCUCGACUACACGCCGAACGAUAUUGCGCUGAAUCCGCGCAUACUGAUGCACAGCCUGCAGACGACGAAGAAGCGGAUGGCCCAGCUGAAGGAGAUUGGCUGCCGGCCCAAAUCGCUCAUCAUUGUGUGCAAAAGCCAGCGGCAGUACGAUCUGUUCGUGAAGGAGUGGAUCGAUGCGAAGGAGCGCAAGACGAAAGUACAACAGUAUGGUUAGGAGAACAGGUUGAUUGGAAAGGAAGAAUGGUUCUUCAGCCCUUUGAGCAAUUGUGGAGUGUGAUGUAACAAAAAAACUAAAUACAGAAUAAAAUGCAGAAGUUGGCCAAAGAGUCAGGAGUAAUGUA
Molecule: messenger RNA, 2258 nt
Organism: Anopheles coluzzii
Lineage: Eukaryota; Metazoa; Arthropoda; Insecta; Diptera; Culicidae
Gene: mTTF
Product: transcription termination factor, mitochondrial
Exons: 2
Coding region: 254-2131 (625 amino acids)
Biological process (GO): termination of mitochondrial transcription; regulation of DNA-templated transcription
Cellular component (GO): mitochondrial matrix
Molecular function (GO): double-stranded DNA binding
Source: RefSeq, a predicted model, not a curated record